Messenger RNA from Tympanuchus pallidicinctus (lesser prairie-chicken), 1056 nucleotides. RefSeq names its product ER membrane protein complex subunit 7 (gene EMC7). Gene Ontology annotation, cellular component: EMC complex. The coding region runs from base 40 to 780 and encodes 246 amino acids. Lineage: Eukaryota; Metazoa; Chordata; Aves; Galliformes; Phasianidae. The record is from RefSeq and is a predicted model, not a curated record. The transcript has 5 exons. Gene Ontology annotation, molecular function: carbohydrate binding.
CGCGCUCUGCGCAUGCGCCCCGGCACCUGAACGGCGGUGAUGGUCACGACCAUGUCGGCGCGGGGCGGCGUCAUGUCGCUGGUGCUGCUCUGCCUUUUCGCGUCACCGCUGGCCCCCGGCGCCGCGGGCUCGGAGGGGGCCGGGACUGUGGAGUCGCCGGGCGGCGCGGGCCCCGGGGAGCGGUUUAAGAUCGAGGGCCGGGCCGUAGUGCCCGGGGUGAAGCCCCAGGACUGGAUCGCGGGGGCUCGGGUGCUCGUGGACGGGGAGGAGCACAUCGGUUUUCUGAAGACAGAUGGAAGCUUUGUGGUUCAUGAUGUACCUUCAGGAUCUUAUGUAGUAGAAGUUAUAUCUCCUGCUCAUAAAUUUGAGCCUGUUCGAGUCGACAUAACUUCAAAAGGCAAAAUGAGAGCAAGAUAUGUGAAUUACAUCAAAACCUCAGAAGUCGUCAGGCUGCCAUACCCACUCCAGAUGAAAUCUUCUGGACCUCCUUCAUACUUCAUAAAGAGAGAAUCUUGGGGAUGGACGGAUUUCCUCAUGAACCCCAUGGUUGUGAUGAUGGUUCUUCCAUUACUGAUAUUUGUGCUUUUGCCUAAAGUUGUCAACACCAGUGAUCCUGAUAUGAGACGGGAAAUGGAGCAGUCAAUGAACAUGCUGAAUUCGAACCAUGAGCUGCCAGAUGUCUCUGAAUUCAUGACAAGACUGUUUUCUUCAAAGUCUUCCAGCAAGUCUGGUGGUAGUAGCAGUAAAGCAGGGAAAAGUAGUUCUGGAAAAAGGAGGUAGUUAUGUCCUCCUCCAGGCCUGAGUUUGCACAACUGUUUGUUAUGUGGUAUCAUGUUUGUCUUGAAAUAUCAAAAAGCCACUACUGCAACCUUUUAUUUGGCACAAAGUACGGUAUGCUACAACUGUGGUGUGUAGCUUUAUUUUUAAGGUAUGUAAGCUGCUUUGUACUUGACAGUAAGCAGAAGAGGACAUGGCUUCUGUAUGGUAUCUGUAUAAAGUUAUUGAAUUAAUGCUCUGUAGUGAAUGUUAUAAAUUAUAUGACGUGUUAAACAGUAA